This is a messenger RNA of Cricetulus griseus (Chinese hamster), 804 nucleotides long. The record is from RefSeq and is a predicted model, not a curated record. Lineage: Eukaryota; Metazoa; Chordata; Mammalia; Rodentia; Cricetidae.
AUGUUCUCUUGCUGUUUUAAGGCUACCCCAGGCUCAGAGCCUAAGAAAGACAAGAGUGAAGGCCGUGGUGGUGUCUGGAAACAUCGAGUUCACUCUUGCCUCCAAUGCCUCUGGCCAUUUGGCGGGAAAGAAACAAACCUGACCCAGGGCAGCCAUGUCCAGGACCACAAAGACCAGGUUGAGAAGGAGUCUGCCCCAAAGGUCCAGGAGGGGUCCUGUAGAGAGUCCCGCAUCAGUGCAGUUAUGGUGGCAAGACUGGUAAACCACCUGGUGCCUUCCCUGCAGGGUGGGGACCCCUUCUUCGUCCCAGCCUUCCUGUGUAUCUAUCAAAGGUUUGCCACCACCCAGCAGGUGCUGGACCUGCUGUUGGAGCGGUAUGCACACUUGCGCCUUUUUUGUGAAGAGGAUGAACAGAUAAAGAAAACCAUCUGUACAUUUCUGGAUACAUGGAUGGACAAGAAACCUGAGGAAUUUUGCCAGUCUUCAGCCCUGACCAUUGUGAAACAGAUGAAGAACUUCUUGGUUGUGAACAUGCCCUACUCGGAUCUUACUGUUCGUGUCCGUAUGCUCCUGACCCAUUUGGAGGAAGAAGAGGCCACUGGAUCAGAGGCCAAGAAUGAAGAAGCCUCGGGUAGCAGUGCCAUUUUAGGGUCUGAUGUGGACAAAUUACAAUGUCAUGAGAUCCCUGAUUUCCACGAGUACAAGCUGUGUGUGCAUAUCCACCAUUGCCCAUAUUCGGUACUUUAUUUGAAGAGUGAGGGUCUGGAGUUCUCAGGAGUGUUUCAUGCUACUGAUGAUGGUUAA